UGCUGGAGACCUUGGCGCUCACGGCCUCGCUGGGCUGGCGUCACCUUCGAGGACGUGUUCCUGGACUUCUCCCGGGAGGAGUGGGGGCUCCUGGAUGCGGCUCAGCGGCGCCUGUAUCAGGACGUGAUGCUGGAGACCUUGGCACUUGUGUCCUCACUGGGUUGCUGCUGUGGCGCAGAGGCUGAGGAGCCACCCUUGGAGCAGAGCGUUUCUGCGGGCGAGUCCCGGCCCCGCACUCCCCAGGCAGCUCCUCCUUCCCAGAAGACCCACCCCUGUGAGAUGUGUGGUCCGGUGUGGAGAGGCAUUUCCCAUUUGACUGCGGAGGGGGGAACACAACUGAGCUUGAAGCUGUUGAGGUGUGGCGCUUGUGCGGAACACUUUCCUUUCAGGGCCACCCUCCAAAAGCACCAGAGACGGCACAUAGGAGAGAAACCCUCCAGAAGCCAUGUGGACAGGCCCUUGCUCGUGAAGAGCUGUGGUAGCCACGAGUCGCAGGAGCCGGCUACCUGCAGGGAGGUUGGGAACAGCUUCUUAGCCUCCUCGGGACAUGUGCAGCAACAGGCCACUCACACUGGGGGAAGGCCAAGCAAAAUUUCUGAAUGUGGGGUGACUGUCCAAAGAACAGAUGGGCAUUGCAUCUGGGGGGAACACAAAAAAACCCUUGUUCCCCCCGACACACUUGCUCAGGACCGGGGUGCCCACGUGAGGCAACAGUAUUUUGUGUGCCGCGAGUGUGGGGAAACAUUCCGACAUAAGUUCUCGUUUGUCACUCACCAGAGAGCGCACGCUGAUGAAGCUGUGCUCGGGGGCUGUGACGGAUCUUUUCAGCAGACCCCAACCCUUAGUCAGCACCGGAGAACCCGCUCAGGGAGGAGGCACCCCAAGUGCAGCCAAUGUGGGAAGGCCUUUAACCCGAGAUUUGUCUUCGUUAAUCCCUGGAGAGGUCAUGGCGGAGAGAAUUACUUGUGCGGUGAAUGUGCACGAUCUGCCAGCCACAGGUCCACGCUGGUUCUCCAGUGGGCCGCUCUUGCCGGAGGCAGACGUUACGCGUGCACACGCUGUGGCAGGUCAUUCGGACGAAAAUGUUACUUGUUUCUACACUGGAGAAUUCACGGUGGGAGAAGACCUUACGAAUGCAAUCGGUGUGGCAAGACUUUUGCCAAUAGGUCAGUCCUUCCGCUGCACCAGAGAGUACACCGAGGAGAAAGGCCCUUUACGUGCAGCAAGUGUGGGAGAUCGUUUCCCAGUAGCGCAGGGCUCCUCCUCCACCGGAGAGGCCACGCGGCCGCGAGGCCUUAUGCGUGCAGCGAGUGCGGCAAGACCUUUCGCCGUCAGUCUUCCCUCACCCGACAUGCGGUCGCGCACGCUGGGAAAAGGUCUUCCGAGUGCAGGGAUUGUGGAGCAGCUUUAAAAUCUGCCUCUCGUCUCCAGCGUCAUGAAAGAAUCACCGCCGGAGAAAGACCUCCCGCGCGCAGGGAAUGUGAGAAACCCUUCAGCGGUCGUGCCCAGCUCAGUGGGCACCGCAGGGUCCGUGCUGCACAGAAGCGCGCGUGCGCGGACUGUGGGACGUGUCUUAGCCGCAACCCUUGCCUCUCCCACCAGAGGCUUCACUCUGGGGAAAGGACAUACGAGUGCAGCGAGUGUGGGAAAUCCUUCACCUGUGGCUCCGCGCUGCUGACGCAUCAGAGAAGUCACACGGGAGACAGGCCUUACGAGUGCAGCGAGUGUGGGAAAUGUUUCACCCAGAGCUCAUCCCUCACUGAACACUGGCGCGUUCACACGGGAGAAAGGCCUUUCGAGUGCAGCGAGUGCGGGAAAUCUUUCACCCAGAGAUCGACACUCAAUCGCCAUAGGCGAGUUCACACCGGAGAAAGGCCCUAUCAGUGCAGUGAGUGUGCAAAGUCCUUUACCCGGAGAAACGAACUCAUCAUACACCAGAGGGCUCACACGGGGGAAAGGCCUUAUGAGUGCAGGGAGUGCGGGAAAUCUUUCGCCUCUAGCUCCAAACUGCGUUAUCACCAGAGAGUUCACACUGGAGAGAGGCCUUACGACUGCGGUGAAUGCGGGAAGUCCUUUAAACGAGGCGGCCACCUUCUGAUACACCAGCGAGUUCACACGGGGGAGAGACCGUACGAGUGCAGCGAGUGCGGGAAAUCUUUCGCCUCCAGCUCCAAACUUCGUGAUCACCAGAGAGUUCACACUGGAGAAAAGCCUUACGACUGUGGCGACUGUGGGAAAUCUUUUAGGGACAAAUCCCAGUUCAAUAAACACCGGACCCGUCACACUAGAGAUCGGCCUUAUGAUUGUACCGAAUGUGGAAAACUAUUUAUCCAUAAAUACUCCCUUUCGCAACACCAGAAACUUCACACAGGAGAAAUGUCUCACGAGUGUAGUGACUGCGGGAAAUCUUUUACACGUAGCUCGGGCCUCCUGUAUCAUCGGAGAAUUCACACGGGAGAAAGACCUUUCGGCUGCGGUGAAUGUGGCAAAUUCUUUAGGGACAGUUCUUCAUUUUAUAAACACCAAAGAGUUCACACAGGGGAAAGGCCUUACGGUUGCCCCCAGUGUGGGAAAUCGUUCAGCGAUAAGUCUUCCCUUUCUAAACACCAGAGACUUCACACUGGAGACAGGGCUUACAAGUGCAGUGAGUGUGGGAAAUCUUUCACCUGUAGCUCUGGGCUCCAUGCGCACCAGCGAGUUCACACAGGAGAAAGGCCUUUUGAGUGUGGUGAAUGUGGGAAAACUUACACCCAGAGAUCAACGUUCAUUCGACACAAGAGAAUUCACACCGGAGAAAGGCCUUACAAGUGUGGUGACUGUGGGAAGGCUUUUAUCUGUAGCUCUGGGCUCCAUUCUCAUCAGAGAGUUCACACAGGAGAGAGGCCUUUUCAGUGCGGUGAGUGUGGGAAAUCUUACACCCAUAGAUCAGCCCUCAUUCGACACUGGCGAGUUCACACUGGAGAAAGGCCCUACAAGUGUAGUGAGUGUGGGAAAACUUUUAGCCAGACUUCCGCACUUCGUGUGCAUGAGAAGUCCCACUAGAGAAGGUUCUUGGGGGCCGUCUUUCAGCCGUCACUCAGCACCCCGUCUGCAUCAGAGGACUCAGAUCUGGUCACGCGUGCAGGGAACGUGGGGAGUCUUAUCGCUGAAGUUCUACGCUCCUGCAAUGUCAGGGGCCUAGUAGCUCCCUCGCCAGCCGAGGAUUCAUGCCAUCACCCUGGGAGGCGCCGUGGGGGCCCUGUACCUGAUCUCCACGAAAGGGACGGAUCUAGGUCCCCUGCUCCACCUGUCAGGGGUGGAGCUGAGCAGUGAGGAGCAGCUGGAAAAGGUGGGAGAAAGCACUUAGGCGGCAGGACGACCUGGAGGAGGCCCGUGGAGCAGAGACGUGAAGAAGCUACGCUGGCGUCCUGGCCUUGAACCUGCACCAGGGACUUGGGGAGCAUGGGAGGACACCCUUGGAGGAGACAGCUGUGCGUGAGAGACCGUGGGAGGUAACAGUGGCGGCCUUUAUCCGGGGUGUUUGCUCCUUUGCUUGCAGACUCACCUAUCCCCUUCUGUCCCUUCCCUGCGGGUCGCACCAGAAGGUGCCUUAGACGGGCGGCAAGAGUUCAGGCCUCAGUGGCCUUGCGCUGGGCCAGCCCUAUUGGGCUGGGCAUUUGCCGGGUUGCGGGGUAGGGGGGGCGCUCUGGGUGCUUCCUUGGAAACCACUGUGACUGUCCCUCCCCUUCUCUGCGUUGCACACUCACUGUUAAAGUUCUGUUCAUUAAAGAGCUUCUGCACCGAGAGCGUUUGUCUUCAUGUGGCAGAUGCUGAACCCAUUUAGAGCAGGUGGGCUUGGGGGCCCUGGGGCCCCCUCAUUCUGCCCCCUGACAGCACGGCUAGGGCCGGGGUCUCCUGGGACCAGACAGCACUCGGCUCCGGGCCGGGCCGGAUGGGAAGGGGCUGGCAGGGCCACAGCGCUGCCCAGACCACAGGGGCCACCACCUAGGCCCGGUCAACACCUGCCCAAGCCCGGGGCCAGGAAGGGGGACGGCCCUUUACAGGCCUGGCAGGGCCCUGCACUUCCCCUGCAGCCAGGCCUCCCCUGCAGGAGCUGCUGACCCAGCAGCACUGAGGACACCUGCCAAACCUGAGAGGCUUCCAGGAGCCUGACUGGCUGAGUGAAGAAGAGCCUGUCAACGGCCCGCUCACCCCUGUGGUUCCUGUGCUUCCUGGAGGACACACACACACACACAUACACCCAGUCAUUCACACACACACACACACACCAGCCUCUUACAGGGGCCGCGCGCAGCUGUCAGUGCUGUGCCCCCAGCCCCGAGGGAGCCGGGUGACACGGGGUGUCAGCCUGUGAAGCCCAGAAGCCCUCCGACGCUCUCAGGGCCGGCAGAUCUGAACCUGGGUGUCCUCCCAGCACGGCUCAGCCCCGAUGGAUGCUGUUUAGCAGUCCCGUGGCAUGGCUUACAUGUAGAUAUCUUUGUCUAUUUCGCUGUUAAUUUUCAAAAUGAGAAAGUCAAAAGUGCACUUUCUUUUCACAGCCCUUUCUGGUUUGCCACGCAGAGCGGCCGCGGUGCCCACCUGUGACUGCGGGCUCCUCCCUGGCUCCUCCCUGCGUGCUCCUUUCCCUAAUAAAUCCGACCUUUUAAACCAAAAAAACAAACAAAACAAACCACAGUGGAGCCCGGGAGGGCCUGAGAAUGCCGGGGACCCGAAGGGGCCCUGCUGGGGCCCUGACCUGCAGGGGCCUCGCCCUCCCUUCCCAGCUCCUUCAGGGCAGGGCAGUGUCUGGGGCUGAUGCCAGUUACUGGGACCAUCACCGUCUCAUGUUAAAGUGGAGACAGCCCCGGGCAUGGACCGUGGGUAUCUACCCCGAGUGAAAGCAGUUCCGUCGCUCCAGCUAGGAAACGGCUCCCGAGAAACCACUUGAUUUCUGGCGAGGAACAAGUAAAAAAUCCCCAUAAUUUCUCUUUCACACUUAGAAAGUUGGAUUUUCCUAUUUUCCGGUUAAGUCAUAGGGAUGCCCAACUCUGGGAGCUGAGGCCUGUGACCCUAAAGGAGCCGUAGGGACAGCGCCCUCUGCUGGUCCCGGCCUGAGGUGCAGUAGCGGGCCGGCCCCCUGGCCCUACCCCUGCCCACUUCACACCAGCCGCUGGGCAAACAGUGACUCCAGAGAAUCACAGAAGCCAAGACUCACCCAGAAGACAGAGCUCUAAGUAGAGUUAAGUUUCAACAGCCUCGGGCCUCCCUGGUGGCGCGAGGGGUGAAGCGUCAGCACAAUGAAGCUAUCACCAGCCUCCGCGGCACGAGUUCAGUCCCCAGCCAGGGAGCUGCCCACAGGGCGCAGCAGACCCCUCCUGUCUCCCCGCUGCUCCCCUCAGCGGUGGAUUUCAGUGGAUCUGCCUGUUCUGCUCCCCACCCUGUGGGGAAUCCUCUCACUCCCUGCACUUCUGGCCUGUGCCCCAGCUCUUGUGCGCAUGAAUAAAUAAAUCUUUAAAACAGUAGUUUCAGCAGCCUCUUGUUUUGCUCAAUACACAUAGAACCUGGGCGCUGCAGGCCCGUGCAGUCGGGCGGGCAGGAGCGCUGCCCUUUACCCCUGUAACGCUGCAGAAAUCCCUGAGGCCAGAGAGUGUGGGCAGCGCUGCACUGCUCGGAAGGGGGCCGCUCUCCCAGAGCUGACUGGCUGCUCGGGUCCAGCCCUCCCUCCAGGUUCGCCAAUAAAUUCGAUUUUGCUUUCCGCAGCUUUUAGUCAACAGGAGGGAGAACUACUUUGUCACAUGGAUUUAUUUUAUCCCAUGCCCCGUGUUCUCCAGCCUGCUCUUGUGCAGAGCUCUUCAGGAUUAAGUCAAAUUCAUCUCCCCAGUUGCCCGUCACCCCGGCCACUGUUUCCUCCAGGCCAGGCCAGAAACGCCUGCGUCUUCCUGGCUGUGGCCACGGCCCCCUAGGGGCUGUACACGGCGUUGUCCAGCGUGUCCUUGCUGGCUGUCUUCACCUCUUUCUUUUUCUUGUUUUCUAUAUAUUUUUUCCUUUUCGAUCUGAUAACUAAAAUGUGGACGUAAUGUUACUGAGAAUCUAAUAAAUGACGAGAAAUGGAGGAAAAAAUGGGGAUAGGUGGAGAAAUAAAGGUGCUAACUAGUUCUCGGGGCAUAAUGGAUGUUAUUUAUCCGAGAAGGAUGAUAAAAUCUGAAUUUUAAAAUUACCCACUGCCUGUACUCAAGCGUUAUAAAGCCCCAUUAACAAAAAAAAAAAUGUAGAAAAUAGAAAAGUUAUAAACCAACAUAAUGGAAAGAUAACGGAAAAGUAUCUUCUGUAGGGUGUGAUGAGGGCCAUCUCCCUCCAUGAGGGUAAACUCUUCCGCCUCUUGCUGAUCGUCCAUGUCUGCUGCUCCGAGAGGAGACAGACUUCCACUGAAUCAAACACACUACAUAUUUGUGCUUUAGAAUUUUGGGGGUGGGUAUGUGUGAAUCUCAGAACUUCCAUAAAAUCGAGUUUAUAGGCACAUCUAUGUCUCCUCAAGGACUUGCAGGCCGGGCCAGUUUCUGUCAGACAGGGCUUUGGACCUGGGGACCAUGACCUCUGUUCUACAGGCCUGGGUCCCAAUUCCAAGUUAGAUUGAGGCAGUCAGGAGAGGGGGGGCAUCUGCCUGUCUGUUAGGUAUGCUUAUGGGAAAUGGGAAAACGUAUGUUGAUUGAACUUUGUUUUCACUCCUUGAAAUUUCCCUGCAAAAGGAAGCGAGCAGUCACACGGAAUUUACCACUCGGUGUGAUUUCAUAAGAACGUACAUUUCUAGGCCCCCUGGUGGCGCAGGGGUUAAGUCUCAGUGCUGUGAAGCUAUUGGCAGCCACUGUGGCCUGAGUUCAAUCCCCGGUCAGGGAGCUGACCCGCAGGGCACAGCAGACCUCUCCUGUCUCCCCGCUGCUCCUCUCGGCAGUGGAUUUCAGAGGAUCUGCCUGUUCUGCUCCCCGCUCUGUCUCCGGGAAAUCCUCUCACCCCCUCAGUAAAUCCUGUCAGUACCUCUGGCCUGUACCCCAGACCUUGUGUGCAUUAAAAAAAAUUUUUUUUAAAUGUGCAUGUAUGUAGGUAUGGCUGAAAACAUUCAUCUUCGUACUCCAAAGUCCAUCAACUCCCACUUAGCUUUGCCUUUGAAAAGGGAACAAGCGAGUUCAACUGUAAUGCUGUACACACCUAAAGCUUAUGUAAGGUUAUAAACUGUUAAUUUAAGUAACAUUUUUAAU
Messenger RNA from Talpa occidentalis (Iberian mole), 7232 nucleotides. Its product is annotated as zinc finger protein 271-like. Gene Ontology annotation, biological process: negative regulation of transcription by RNA polymerase II. The transcript is spliced from 3 exons. Gene Ontology annotation, molecular function: DNA-binding transcription repressor activity, RNA polymerase II-specific. Bases 127 to 3042 code for a protein of 971 amino acids. NCBI's taxonomy places the organism in Eukaryota, Metazoa, Chordata, Mammalia, Eulipotyphla, Talpidae. The record is from RefSeq and is a predicted model, not a curated record.